This is a messenger RNA of Spodoptera exigua (beet armyworm), 1526 nucleotides long. NCBI's taxonomy places the organism in Eukaryota, Metazoa, Arthropoda, Insecta, Lepidoptera, Noctuidae. The record is from the annotation of a GenBank genome assembly.
UAAAAUCAGAAAUGCUGUUUAUAGUUUCCGAAAAGUGUGAAGUGUGUUGUGCGGGAUGGAUCCGUCGCGGCGUCAGCGCACGCAGACGAAGGCCACGGCGGAGGAGCAGGCCCUCGAUCAGAUAGCAAGAGAGGCGGAACAAAGAUUGGCAGCGCGGCGAGCGGCUAGGGCGGAGGCGCGCGAGAUCCGCAUGCGUGAGCUGGAGCGCCAGCAGCGCGAACAGGAGGACCAUGCAGACAAAGCGUAUGAUAUGUACGCUGGGAAGACACCAGAGUCAGUGGGUCGUCGCGGCGGUACUCGGCUGGCGUCCCUCAGUCCCGCCGUGCACUCGCCUCGCCGCAGCUCCGAGGACUCAAUGGACGAUGGGUUCAGCAUCAAAGAUCUUAGGCACGAGUUGAAAGAAGUGGAGGAGAAGUUCCGCAAGGCGAUGAUCCUGAACGCGCAGCUGGACAACGACAAGGCGGCGCUCGGAUACCAGCUCGAGCUGCUCAAGGACAGGAUAGAGGAGCUGCACGAGGAGUACGCCCAGUUACAGCGCGAGCACAGAGAGAAAUGCUCGUCGUUCGAGCGGCUGAAGCGGGAGCACGAGUCAGUGAGCCGCGAGCUGAGCGCGGCGCGCGACGCGGUGCGGGCGCGGGACGCGGCGGCGGCGGCCGCGGGCUUCGCCUUCGUGGACGCCGCCUCGCUGGACGCGCCCGCCGCCGCCGCCGCCGCCGCCGCCGCCGCGCCCGGCGCCUCCGUCGGCGCCGUGCCCGCCCUCGCGCUGCUCACGCAGGCCGCGCAUCAACUCCUCGACACCGCCGGGGAAGGCACGCUCGACGUACGGUUGCAGAAGCUGCUGAGCUCGAAGCAGGCGCUGGAGUCCGAGGUACGCAAGCUCAAACUGCAGCUCAACGAGGAACGCGCCGCCAGGCAGAACGGAGUCUCCAACCAUCACGACCAGGAGUACGAGAACGAACUGGAGACAGUCCGCAAGGCGGUGUCGGAGGCGAAGGGCCGCGCGGCGCGCGCCGAGGCCGAGGCCGCCUUGCAGGCCGCGCACGUGGCGCGCCUCGAGGCACAGCUGGCCCGUCUGCGCGCGCGCCAGGACCAUCAGGACGAGCACGAGGAGCUGCUCAAGCAGGAGCGUCGCAAGCUGCAGCGAGAGGCUCGGGAAGCGCUAAACCGAGUUGAGGAGUUGGAGACUGAGAACAGCCACCUGACGAAGCGACUCGACAAACUCAAGAACGCGAAGUCUGCUCUCCUGAAAGACCUGUGACAGGGCUGAAGUUGGUGUAAUGACGGAAAUUGCGCGAACCAUGCAGGGACGACACGCUGCCAUGUAUGUAAUGAUUAGUACGUACAAGAAUAUCGAGAUGACUGAAAGACUUUGUAAAUAUGUCUUUACAUCUACAAAACUACUUUGAUUAAUGAGCAAUUUAAAUGUAAACAUAACAACGUCAAGGGUCUGUCUCGCGUUUGAUAAACUGGAAAUACGUCAACUUCACUUCCCCUGUUAGUAAACAUAAACAGAAACUGUAAGACGG